Chironomus riparius is the source of this 2510-nucleotide messenger RNA. Lineage: Eukaryota; Metazoa; Arthropoda; Insecta; Diptera; Chironomidae. The record is from the annotation of a GenBank genome assembly.
UUCGUUUGUUUAUUUCAAUUUAGUUUAAAAAGAAUCGUCGUCAAAAGAACAAAGGAAAAUGAGAAUUUUACUCAGUAUAUUUUUAGUAUUUAUUUUUGCUACCGUAAUAUCUUGUUCGGUAAUUGUGGGUCGUAAUCAUUGCACUUAUGGACCCUCUUAUUGGUGCUCGAAUAUAACAAACGCAAAAAGCUGUGGUGCAGUUCGUCAUUGCAUUAAGGCAGUUUGGGAGAAGCAACAUGUCCCAGAAGAUAAUGAUUCAAUUUGUCAAAUAUGCCUUGAUAUGGUAAAGCAAGCAAGAGAUCAGCUUGAGAGCAAUGAAACAAUGGAAGAGAUUAGAGAAGUUUUUGACGGAUCUUGUGAUUUAAUUCCCAUUUCUAUUGUAAAGAAGGAAUGUAAACGAAUGGCAGAUGAUUUUAUACCUGAAUUGGUAGAAGCAUUAGCAUCACAAAUGAAUCCUCAGGUUGUUUGUUCAACGGCUGGACUUUGUAAUAAUGCGGCGAUUGAUAAAUUGUUGGAAGAAUAUGAAGCACAAAGGCAGUCCUUCAAUUGUGAUAAAUGUAAUGACGUUGGAGAUGCAAUCUCAAAUAAAUUCCAUACAUCAAGUCGCGAUCAAGUACUCGAUGGAUUUUUGUCAGCUUGCGGUCAUUUGUCAUCAUUUUCUGAUGCCUGCUCAAGCAUUGUUUUAACAUAUUUCGAUAAUAUUUAUGAUGAGCUGUCGAAAAACUUAAAAUCUGACAAUAUAUGCCACAUGAGCGGUGCAUGCUCAAGUAAAUAUCAUAAUCAUGACUCAAGCAAUAUUGAAAUUAAAACUCAAUCAAAUGUUGGCUUUAUUAAUAACAAGGAUGAUAUUCCAUGCGAGUUAUGUGAGCAACUAGUAAAGCAUUUGCGUGAUGUAUUAGUUGCAAAUACCACAGAACAAGAAUUCAAAUCAGUUCUUUUAGGCUUAUGCUCACAAACUAAAGGAUUCAAGGAAGAAUGCAAUACCAUUAUUAAUCAAUAUUAUGGAAUCAUUUAUGAGACAUUAGUAAAGAAUUUGGAUGCAAAUGGAGUGUGCUUCUUAAUUGGACUUUGUGAUAAGGGCAUUAAGACAAAUGGUCCAAAAAUGCCUUUGCUACCUUCAAAACAAGUUUAUUCACGAAAACGUCUUGGUCAAAAUGAAAAGGUCUUUACAAAUGCACAGAUUCAAUCAAUGGUAUUGCCUAUUGAUCAACUAAUGGGAGCAAAAUCAACACAGGACUUGAUUGACGGAGGCCAACAAUGUGCAAUUUGUACAUAUUUCCUUCAUUUUCUUCAAGAGGAACUAAGCAACGCAAAAAAUGAAGAUCAAAUUAAGGAAUUGGUCAAGAAAACUUGUUCGAAAUUUCCUAAGACUUUUCAGCCAAGUUGCGACAGUUUUGUCGAUUUGUAUGGUGAUGCUAUAAUUGCACUUUUGGUCCAGGAAAUCGACCCACGUGAUUUAUGUCCACAAUUGAAAUUAUGUCCAAGCAAUGUAAAUCAAGAUGAUGUUGAUAUAUUCUCACCAAACACAAUUAAUGUUGAAAUUAAUCAAAAAAGCGCACCAAGUUGUCCACUUUGUGAGCUAGUUGUGGCUCAAGCUCGACAAUUUAUUGAAAAUCCAAAGAGCAAAGAAUCAGCAAAAUCAGCUUUAUCAAAAGUUUGCAAACAUUUACCACCCAAGCCACAACUUCAAUGCAAUGAUUUUAUUCAGACAUAUUAUGAUGAGCUAAUUGAUAAGCUUUUAUCUGAUUUAACACCAAAAGGCGUCUGUUCUCUUUUAAAGUUAUGUCCAGGAAAGACUGAAAUCACAGAAGAUACUAUUAAAGUUGGAGUAGAAAAGGCUAAUUUCAUACCACAUAUUAUUGUCACAAAUGAAAUUCUCGACAACACAAUUGAUGGUCAAAUUGUCGAUACAGGUUCUGGAGAAUGUCUUUUGUGUACGUAUGUUGUCGGUGGUGCACAAUCAAAAAUAUCAAGAAGCAUGACAAAACAGCAAAUAGAAGAUGUUUUAUUGAGCGAAUGCUCUAAAUUCCAUCCUUAUCAGGGAAUAUGCGAUAAUUUUGUUGAAAAGAAUGUCGAUGAGAUUGUGGAUUUACUUUCGGAAGGAAUGACACCAAAACAAAUUUGUCAAAAAUUAUCACUUUGUGCAAUCGAAGACGAUUUAAAUAAUGAUGAGGAUGUAAUCAUUAAUAUUGUUGCUAUACCAGCAGUUCCAAUUAUUGGUCGUGUAACAUUGACAAAAGAUGAUACAGAGAUCUACGUUUAAAUUUGAUUCAUUGUGUAUGCUUUGUAAAUUUAUUAUUACAAAAUUAUAAAAAAGAAGUCAAAGCAUAUUCAAGAAGAAAUUAAGCAAGUAGUAGAAAAUAUUUGCAGUAAAAUACCAAAAUCCAAAUAACAAGACUAGUAAUGAAGCUAAUCAUACUUCAUUCGAAUAUUCACAUUAGAAGCUCUUAUAUAUUGUUCAAUAAACACUGAAAAUCUCAUUAAAUAAAUCAAAAAUGUGUUUAAACCAA